AUGAUUUCUCUAAUGUGUUCUCACUCGCGUUUAUGCACGGCUGCCCUUAUUUUCUACACCUGCAUAUGGAUUCCAUUUCUUCAGCUCAAGAGAGCUCUUCUCAGGUUACUUGGCUUUGCCCUUCCAUGGGAUCGAGCAGAGGAGAGCUGCCAGGUGAAUGUCUGCCUUGCGGUGGCAAGGUUUGAAGAUUUGAAACUUUCAAACUGCAGCAGAGGAAGAACAGCAGACAAUGGAGAAGUAGAGGAAGUGUGCUCCAUUUGCUUGGUGGAGUUCGAAAAGGAAGAUGUUGUCAGCCAACUCCGCAAAUGCCGACAUGUCUUCCAUAUGAACUGCAUUGAGAAAUGGCUAGACCACGAUCAGUUUACCUGCCCACUUUGCCGGUCUUUCUUGUUUGAUAAUGUAAAUUCUUCUCAUGCAAAAUGUGGAACCACUCCACAUACAGCCUCCCACCUAAUUUCUUCCUGGCUUUCAUUUUAAAUUUCCUUUUGGAGGCACUAUUUUUACAUCAUAGCUGAGAGUAAAUAUGUACA
Molecule: messenger RNA, 530 nt
Organism: Theobroma cacao (cacao)
Lineage: Eukaryota; Viridiplantae; Streptophyta; Magnoliopsida; Malvales; Malvaceae
Product: RING/U-box superfamily protein
Biological process (GO): protein ubiquitination
Molecular function (GO): ubiquitin protein ligase activity
Source: RefSeq, a predicted model, not a curated record